Auanema sp. JU1783 is the source of this 459-nucleotide messenger RNA. The record is from the annotation of a GenBank genome assembly. Lineage: Eukaryota; Metazoa; Nematoda; Chromadorea; Rhabditida; Rhabditidae.
AUGGCUAAGAACAUGGAAAAUACCAGUUACCGGCGACUCAAUGUGGAUGAAUUCGAUCCGGAGAAGUACGAUGAAAAUGAAGAAGGAUCUCAAACACCAGGAUUGGGACCUGAUGAAAAAACAAUUAAUUCUAUGCUUUCAACCAAUAGAUUCAAUGAUGCUUUGCAUGCUGUACUUAUGAAUCCACCCUUGAAAACGGAAAAUAUGGAGCAAAAGGAGAAGGCUGUACGCUUGGUGGCUAAAGUAGUAGGGAGUUUCAAAUCUAGUGAAGUCGAGGCUGUCGUUAAGACAUUAAAUGAUGAUGAAGCCGACGUGUUGAUGAAAUACAUUUUCAAAGCUAUGGAAAUCGUUCCAGAUAGUGCACUCUGUCAAACUUUGUUAACUUGGCAUGCUCAGAUGGUGUCUCGCUUCGGACUUGGUUCUAUAAUUCGAGUAUUUUCCGAUCGUAAUCGCUUGUAA